Molecule: messenger RNA, 2453 nt
Organism: Amphibalanus amphitrite
Lineage: Eukaryota; Metazoa; Arthropoda; Thecostraca; Balanomorpha; Balanidae
Product: GTP-binding protein Rit1-like
Exons: 5
Coding region: 142-855 (237 amino acids)
Biological process (GO): Ras protein signal transduction
Cellular component (GO): plasma membrane
Molecular function (GO): calmodulin binding; GTP binding; GTPase activity
Source: RefSeq, a predicted model, not a curated record
GAUCAAAAAGUUGAAGAUUUGCGUGUGAGUGUGUAUAUUCUUCAUCGCUUGUUUCAACAUUUUUAUUUGAUUUUUAUUUUAUUCUGAGUUUUGUGGGAGAGUGGUUGCAGGUGGGGAUGGCUGGGUGAUGUCACGAGCGACAUGCCGCAGCUGACGCACGCGGACGGGGCGCGCGCGCCGCGACCCGGCCGCGGCCGCUUGCGCGUCUAUAAAGUGGUGGUGCUCGGCGAGGGUGGCGUCGGCAAGUCUGCGCUUGUCCUGCAGUUCGUCAGCCACAACUUCAUCGAGUACCAUGACCCGACUAUCGAGGAUGCGUACCAGCAGCAGGCGGUGAUUGACGGCGAGCCGGCGCUGCUCGACAUCCUGGACACGGCCGGCCAGGUCGAGUUCACCGCCAUGAAGGAGCAGUACAUGCGCUGCGGCGAGGGCUUCAUCAUCUGCUACAGCAUCUGCGAUCGGCGCAGCUUCGAGCAGGUGGCCGAGUACCGGCGGCUGCUCAGUCGCGUCCGCGCCGCUGAUGACGUGCCUCUCGUCAUCGUCGGCUGUAAACUCGACCUGGACAGUCACAGAAAGGUGCUGACUGAGGAGGGGCGCGAUCUCGCACGCCAGCUGAACGCGCCCUUCUUUGAGACGUCGGCGGCCUACCGCCGCUUCGUGGACGACUCUUUCCACGCGCUCGUGCGGAUCAUCCGCAAACAGGAGCGCGACAAGGAUGAGGACGAGGAGCGGCGGCUGCAGCCGUCGCCGGGCCGGGCGCCGCGGAUCCGGCGCCGCUGGCACCGGCUCUGUGCCCUGCUCUCAGUGAUGUUUCGCCGUCGCCGUCGGGAUCGGCUCAAGUCGCCCAGCCGCGCCUGAGGCCGGCGCUCUACCAUGCCGCACUGCCGGCGCCCGGUCCGCCCGACCGACGGCACUGAAUUGAGCCGUCUCGGUCCGUCGGUGGGGCUUUGCUGGCGACUCGGCUAGACGUGAGUCAUUGCGAAUCUGAGAAUCGGCUAGAGCUGACGACUCGACCGGUGAGUCAGCGUGCAAAACGAUGGUCUCCGGCAAGCUAUCUCAUGUACAGCGCAGCUCAGUAGGAACCCAGGCUUCCAAUGCGCCCCCGCCGUCUGCGCCGGCGCCACACUCCCGCUGUCAUCGCUAGGCUUCAGCGGAGAUUGCUGAAUGGGCGGGUGCUCACGUCGCCUGUUGGACAGUUAGCGGCAGCUGCAGUCGCGGCCGGGGUUCUGCGUCGCGGUUUUAGCGAGGCAGUCCACCAAUGCGAUGUUUUUGGGACUGGCCGUUCGCUAUGGAAGAUAGCGCUGCUGGCGACCCGCGGGUUGGGACGGGGACGGGUCUGCAUAGGCGUUUAGGCAUAGCGUGCUGCCUGCUCAGCAGUAGAAUUAUCUAGUCAGCCACGUGCACAAGCCUAGUGUUGCCGCGGCGCUUGUUGCUGUGCGGUUUGCCGUGCUUUGUGAGGCGGUAUCGUAUUAGGCAGUGCGUCUUAUUGCGCCAGCUGCUGCCGUGUGACAUUUUAGAAGUUUCGUAGGGCGUUUUGGGUGUCACCCUGCUUGCUGCGGGUAGAGACAGUUGUAUAAGGCGAGCGCUGACGUCUUCCCGCUGUUUGGCCUGCGGGCAGAACUGAGGGGGCCAGCCGGCCGUCUGUAGUGCUGAGUGCUGCGGGUGGCGCGGCCCGCCAUCACCAAUGGCGGUCUGCGCAUACGAAGGCCGACUGGUGCUGCUUCCCUGACGGCGGUACAUAGCUUUAACAAGAGCUCCUAGGUCCUAUGCGUGUAUGGCGCCGCUGCCGGUACUUCUAGUCUUCAAUUUAUAAGUCUUUUAGUGUGGACAGGAGUUAAAGUUGUAUCGCAACUUUUUGCUGCAUUUAAUUCUGGCCUUACGGUAAGAAUCUAGGAGUAAUAUUGAGUUAUGGGUGUAAAUUGAUUUACAUGUGUUUACUUUGGAGCCCUUAGCUUUUAUAAUAUUCUAUCGGCAACUGAUGGGCACAUUUGUUACCGUACUGUCGGCCUUGCAUAAGUUUUUUUAUCGAUUAUAUUUGACAGUGCAUUGCAUUUUCUUAACACUAUGGAAAAAUGCGUUAUUAUAAUAAUCUCGAUGUGCACUCCGAUGACGAGGCAAUAGUUAGGUACUAACUUGCGAGCAUUAGCGUGUUUCGUAGCAUUCUCCAUGCAAUGCUUUAUAUUUUAUCAACUUAUUGUGUUGAGUUUAUUCAUGCUAUACCUUGUUACUAUGUAUUGUGUUUUAGUCCAUGCCGUGUUGGUAUGGUUUUCGGUAUAAUUUGAUCAGGUCGCUCACAAAGGAACUUACUAUCCUGGUAGCGCUAGUAUUGUCGUGUUUAUUCGUGCCCUCAGGAUAGCUUCCCCAUAUUAUUUGAAUCUCUUUUCGGUCGCGCCAUGCGUGCUAACGCUUUCAAACAUCACGCCAGUUAUUUGAGAAGUCAUACAUUUGUAGUUUAA